Colletotrichum phormii is the source of this 671-nucleotide messenger RNA. Its product is annotated as ATP synthase complex subunit H. Gene Ontology annotation, molecular function: proton-transporting ATP synthase activity, rotational mechanism. Lineage: Eukaryota; Fungi; Ascomycota; Sordariomycetes; Glomerellales; Glomerellaceae. The record is from RefSeq and is a predicted model, not a curated record. Bases 97 to 480 code for a protein of 127 amino acids. The transcript is spliced from 3 exons. Gene Ontology annotation, biological process: proton motive force-driven ATP synthesis.
CCAUCCCGUACAAAACCCUCAACCACCCGUCGUCCGCCUCCCUCCCGCCAUCCCCCCGGUGUCCCCAAUUGAGCCAGCCACCACCCACAUAUCAAGAUGCUCGUCCAAUUGUCCAGAGCUACUCGCGCCGCUUCGGCUGUCUCUCGGCUGGCGAGGCCCAGCGCCGUCCAGAUGAGGGGAUUCAUCGCUCCCACCGUCUCCCGCAGAGCCGACUUCGUCCAGGAGCUCUACCUCAAGGAGCUCAAGGCCUACAAGCCCAUUCCCAUCAAGGAGUCCGACUCUCAGGGCCAGGUCCAGACCUUCUCCCUCCCCGCCACCCCUAAGUCUCCCGAGGAGACCGACCUCGCCGCCAGCCUGAAGGAGUACGAGAGCAUGGCCGUCGAGGUCGAGGGCCAGGAUGCCACCGCUUCCGCCACCGGCGAGCCCGUCAAGCACGACUGGCUCAUGAUUGAGGAGGACGAGGAGAAGCCUCAUCACUAAACCGGUUCCGGAGACCGUUUAAAAGCGUUAUUGGAAAGAAAAACAAAAAAGUUUCAAAACGAACCACAACCGUCCCGGAUUUCCCCCCACACCCGAAAAGAUAACAACGUCAUCAACCCGGAAGUGAUGGGAGGGAAAAGUGCUUUUCCAACCUUGCUUCUGGGUUUGUAACCUUUGCCGCUUGCUCCGAC